Molecule: messenger RNA, 841 nt
Organism: Phyllopteryx taeniolatus (common seadragon)
Lineage: Eukaryota; Metazoa; Chordata; Actinopteri; Syngnathiformes; Syngnathidae
Gene: pnx
Product: posterior neuron-specific homeobox
Exons: 3
Coding region: 140-661 (173 amino acids)
Biological process (GO): regulation of transcription by RNA polymerase II; cell differentiation
Cellular component (GO): nucleus
Molecular function (GO): DNA-binding transcription factor activity, RNA polymerase II-specific; RNA polymerase II cis-regulatory region sequence-specific DNA binding
Source: RefSeq, a predicted model, not a curated record
AUAACUGAGUGCAGCGCCCCCCUGCGGACGUGACGGCGGGCCGUUGGCCCUUUGGCUGACGUCACGCGUCCACGUGUCUUGGCGGACUAUUUAAGCGGCGGAGGAGGCCGGGGGGCGUCGUCACAUCACGCCGGACGUCAUGGAGCCUCUCGCCGAAAACGUCAACAAUUUGACGGCCUUCUCCGUGGAGGACAUCCUGGACCCCCGGAAGUUCACCGGGACCGCCACAGCGGCUGCGCGAGAAGCCGGCAGAGAGAAACAACACCCGGCGGCAGGCGGCGCUCGCGCACCGUCGCCGUCGCGCCGGCCCAAGAAGCGCGCGCGCACGGCCUUCGCGCCGGCCCAGCUUGAAAUUCUGGAGCUGAGGUUCCGCCGCUGUCGCUACUUGAGCCUCGCCGAGCGCCACGCCCUCGCCAGCGCGCUGCGCCUGAGCCACGCGCAGGUCAAGAUCUGGUUCCAGAACCGACGCACCAAGUGGAGGAAGGAGGAGGGCCCGCGGGCCGAGGAGCGCCACGCCCCCGAGGUCGUCGUCCUCGCUCGCCUGCUCGCAGCUCCGCCCCCUCGCUGCGCAGACGACACGCCCUCUUUUUUACUGCUGACAUCGUCAUCAACUGAGAAACUCGUGCGGCGGCGUGGGAUCCACGUGACCAUCGUAAACUGAUCACCGAUCAGCUGAUCCUAUUUUUCUGAGUUUCAUCAAGCGUCGGAAAAAAGGCUGAGGGGCCUCGAAGAAGACGAGGAGGAGGAGGAGGCGGGGCUGACAGACUGGAAAACAAUCAGCGGUCGUCAGCGUCUUCUUCACGCCGCCCCUCCAGCAGGGAAGACGACGCUUGUUCCCCUC